AUGACCGUAAUUGGUGUAGUCGAUAUCGGAAGCAAUGGAAUUAGAUUUUCUAUUGUAGCGUCCCUCGCGAGAUGUCUACCGGUUAUAUUUGAAGAAAGAGCGGGCAUUUCAUUGUUUGAGGCGCAACAUCAAUCAAAAUCUGCUAAUUCCAAUCCUAUUCCUGAUUCAGUCAUUCGAGACACCGUGAAUAGUUUGAAGAGAUUCAAAUACGUAUGUAAGCAUUACAAAGUAGACAUUGUCAGAGUCAUUGCUACGGAAGCUAUGCGAAUGGCAUCAAAUUCCGCUGAACUUGGACAGCGAGUGAAAGAGGCUACUGGAUGGGAGAUUGAGAUACUUCAUCAACAAGAAGAAGCAAAAAUAUCAGCCAUGGGUGUCAUCUCUUCCUUUUUUGGGGUAAAAGGAUUAGUAAUGGACAUGGGUGGAGGUAGUGUUGAAUUUAACUACGUUUACCAUGAUCUACAGAAUCAGUCGCUGACCAUGAGUGAUGAUCCGCAAUGCCUCCCAUACGGAUCGGCUGCAUUGACCAAGCUAUUAGGGUCAUGUACCAAUCGUGAAGGUAGAUCCAGGUUAUAUAAAGCACUAGUUGGUGAACUAAAAGUUGCGUUCAACAAUCUCGGUAUUCCAGAGAAUAUCACUAGAGCAGAAAACAAAAAUGGUGGAUUUGUUGCUUAUGUCUCCGGAGGUGGGUUCAGAGCGCUUGGGUAUGUGAGCAUGUCAGCUCGUGCGCCGUCUUCAGUAUCAGAACGACGAAUGUAUCCUAUUCCUAUCAUUAACGGAUACGGUACGAAGAUGAGCAAUUUGCUUGACGACGUUAAUGAAUAUCUUCCUUCGUUCGACUCGGGUUCCUCACCAAAGUCUACCGAGCGAAACGAUAACGAUAGCAACCCAUAUCGCAUCAGUAAAAGACGCGCAAAACUUCUUCCAGCAUGUAGCUUUCUGAUGAAUGCUCUAUCCGAGGCCAUCUCUAUUAAAUAUAUAUACUUCUGUGAAGGCGGAGUAAAACAGGGAAUAUGCUUUUCAAUGAUGAAUGACGAAGAACGACAAAAGGAUCCGUUUUUUACGUUUAUAAAGUCGAACUCACUCUCCGAUAAUUUUACUCAGAAUCAACAACGAAUAGUUUUAUCGACAUUAAAAUCAUCUAUUCCGUCAACAUUGUACGAGAUUCUCGAUCUGAGCAAUGGGUUGUCACUAGGAGAACAUCGAUUAGAAAGGUUGUUACCCAGCAUAGUUUAUCUGUCUAAACGGCAUGAUCAUUUAGCUAAGGAAGCAAGACCAUUUGCUGCAUUCAAUUUAGCAUUGGCAGGCGGGGCCUUAUCUAAUGCACCAGGAAUAACACACAGCGAUCGUGCCAUUAUAGCAUGGUGUCUAAUGCAUAGAUAUCAUGAUGAUGUUGGCGGAGGAAGCGGUGGCAUUGAGGAGAGGGUGAAAGAGAUGGAUCCGGUGCUAUUUGAUAGCAUACGGCGAAUGGUGCCCGGGAAAAAGAGAGGACGUAAGAUAUGUGAACUCAUUGGUAGAUUGACUGGUCUCUAUUUGAAAAUACUACCUGGGGAUCCACUGGAUAGCCGAGAGGGCGCAAGCACGAACGCCUUGAAUAGCAUCCCAGGGCUCAAAGUACGCUUUACUGAAAGUUCAGGGGAUGGGAGCGAUAGAUUGCGAGCAACCAAGAUUAUUUCUAGAAUCUUUGAGCCAAAGAAUAAUCAAUCUAUGAAUGUUAGGAUUGAAUUAGUCAUCGAGUCUGAUGCUAACGAUUCUAAUUUCCUAUUCGAUAAUGUUAUAGUAAAGGAGGCGUUGAGAAAGUUGGAGAAGGACUAUACACUCAAGGAUAAAAAGAAUGUCAAAAAGCAAAAAAAAGGAAAAAAUAAUCACGGUAAAAUAAGGAUCGAGGUGGUCGUUAAAGAAUCCGAAGUAAAUUAA
Messenger RNA from Paraglomus brasilianum, 1914 nucleotides. Lineage: Eukaryota; Fungi; Glomeromycota; Glomeromycetes; Paraglomerales; Paraglomeraceae. The record is from the annotation of a GenBank genome assembly.